Pocillopora meandrina is the source of this 1818-nucleotide messenger RNA. The record is from the annotation of a GenBank genome assembly. Lineage: Eukaryota; Metazoa; Cnidaria; Anthozoa; Scleractinia; Pocilloporidae.
AUGGAAAGGGCCAAUGAUAAGGCAAUUUUGGAAGGCUCAAAUGAGGUUACAUCUUUAAGGGAAUCUGAGCAACCUCCAGUGAUUGUAAUAGAGGAGAUGGACUUUGGCAAAGCUGAAACAGAGGGUAGCAAGGAGGAAAAUGAGGCAGAGGAGGAGGAAGGAGCUGGUCAGGACAAGAGCUCUUUCCAUGGUGCAACUUAUUUGCAAAUUAGUUCCACACAAGUAGAAAUAGCUCAAGAAGAGGGUGCUUUUCUGGCAGAGGUAUCCAAAAAUGAUGUUGCUGUCCAAGAAGUGGUAAUGCAAGAGGGCUCUGCUGCCCAGAAACUAGCUGAAGAGGAUGGGAAUGCAUCUCAAGAGGGAGAAACCCAAGGAGAAGUUGUGCUAGAAGGAGAUGCCAUGGAACAAAAUACCAUCCUGGUGGAACCUACUCAGGAUUAUGGCACAGCCACUGAAGAGGUAGAGGGAUCCAAGGAAGACAACAACAGGCAGAAUGAGGAUGCUGGCUUUGUUGCUAAAGAGGAGGUAGCUGAGGCAGGCUGUGGUGACAAAGAGGGGAUGACUGAGGAGGGUGGUGAUGUGGAGGAAGGGGUAGCUGAAAAAUGCUGUGAUGCCAAGCAGGAAGAAGCUGAUGCUAAGGAGGAGGUAGCUGAAGAAGGUAGUGAUUCAAAGGAGGUGGCUGAGGGAGAUAGUGAUGCAAUGGAGCAGAUAGCUGAAGCAGGCAGUGCUGCAAAUGAGUAUGUUUCUGAGGAAAGUGGUGAUGCUAAGAAGGAGCUGGCUGAGGGAGGAAGUGGUGCUAAGGAGGAGGUAAUUAAGGUAGCUGGGGAUGCUAAGGAGGAAGUAGCUGAGCCAGGUAUUAAUUGUGAGCAGGAGGAAGUAGAAGGAGGUAGUGCUGUUGGUGAAGAUAUAGUUGAGGGAGCUAAUGAUGCUAAGGAAGGGGCAGCAGAGGCAACUGAGGCAGAUGGCCAUGCCAAUGUGGAGGUAGCUGAGGCAAACUGUGAUGUUAAGGAGGAGAUGGCUGAUGGAGACAGUCCUGCUAAGGCAGAGGAUGCUGAAGCAGGCAUUGUGGUUAGGGAGGAGGUAACUGAGGCAGGGAACAAUUCUAAGGAAGAGGUUGUUGAGGCAGGGGAUAAUGCCAAGGAGGAGAUGGCUGAUGGAGACACUCCUGCAAAGGUAGAGGAUGCUGAAGCAGGCAGUGUGGCUAGGGAGGAGGUAACUGAAGCAGGGAACAAUUCUAAGGAAGAGGUUGCAGAGGCAGGGGAUAAUGUCAAGGAGGAUAUUGCUGAGGCAAGCAGUGAUGGUCAAGAGCAGGAAGCUGAGGCUGAUGUUAAUGCUAAAGAGGGGGCUAUUGAAGGAAAUACUGAUGCUACAGAAGAGGUGGCUGAGGCUGGAAGUGGUGCACAUGAAGAGAAAGUGGAGGCAGCUGGUGAUGCCAAGGUAGAAGAAACUGUGGCAGCUAGUGAGGAUGCAGGGGAAUCUACUUUGGCUGAUACCAAUGAAGAACAAGUGUUGAUACAAGAAGAAGGCAGCAGCAAACAGGAGAGUGCAAAUAAAGGAGAUGAUCAAAUUCCAGUAGAAGAAGGAGAGGUUGGAGGAGCCUCAUCUGAAGAAGGAAAUAAAGGGGCGUCAGUGGAGGGAAAUGAUGAGAUUCUGUUUGAAGCAGAUGGGGGGAGCACUCUAUCAGAAGAAGGAAAUGGUGGGGCUACUAAAGAGGGAGAAGAGAAAACUGCCUCAGGGGAUGGAGAUGGGCCGGCUCCUGUAAAAGAAGAAGAGAUAGCACCACCGGGAGAAGGAGAUAAAGAAGAACCAGCUGCGAAUUAG